Molecule: messenger RNA, 585 nt
Organism: Staurois parvus
Lineage: Eukaryota; Metazoa; Chordata; Amphibia; Anura; Ranidae
Source: the annotation of a GenBank genome assembly
AUGAAUCCUGUCUAUAGCCCUGGGUCUUCUGGGGUUCCAUAUGCAAAUGCCAAAGGUAUUGGAUAUCCUGUUGGCUUUCCAAUGGGAUAUACUGCUGCAGCUCCUGCUUACUCACCCAGUAUGUACACUGGUGCAAAUCCUGCCUUCCCGUCAGGAUAUACGCCAGGAACGCCAUACAAAGUAUCAUGUUCUCCCACAAGCGGGGCUGUGCCACCUUAUUCUUCUUCCCCAAAUCCCUACCAGACUGCAGUAUACCCAGUACGAAGUGCCUAUGCUCAGCAAAAUCCAUAUGCACAGCAAGGAACAUACUACACACAGCCUCUGUACGCAGCUCCUCCACACGUAAUCCAUCACACCACUGUUGUGCAACCAAAUGGAAUGCCUGCAACUAUGUAUCCUGCACCCCUCCAACCUCCUAGAGGUAGUGGGGUGGCUAUGGGGAUGGUAGCUGGGACCACCAUGGCGAUGUCAGGUACAUUGUUGACCACCCAUUCACCCACAGCAGUAGCUCCUCACCAAGUCACAAUGCCUGCAUACCGGCCUCCAGGGACACCAACUUAUAGUUAUGUCCCACCACAGUGGUGA